AUGAACGACACUGGUUCCGCGACCGGCAACAACAUUGAUCCCCUUGCUGUCAAUAACUUUGGUUCCCCUGCCGCUGAUAGCAUUGAUUCUGCUGUUAACACCACUGGCUCCCCUGACAAUACCCACAACGUCAAGGUUCACUAUCAUGGUAGCAUCCAGAACACUGGUUCUGGGAACGUUAUUUUGGUUACGUUCGAUCGCAGGUGA
This is a messenger RNA of Thermochaetoides thermophila DSM 1495, 207 nucleotides long. RefSeq lists its product as uncharacterized. The record is from RefSeq and is a predicted model, not a curated record. Lineage: Eukaryota; Fungi; Ascomycota; Sordariomycetes; Sordariales; Chaetomiaceae. Bases 1 to 207 code for a protein of 68 amino acids. The transcript has a single exon.